CUUCUUCACGCUCCACCUCAACAUCCUCGGUUCUGCAGAAAGCUUCAGCUGUAGAGAAACGAUGUGAAUCAGAGUUGGCAGGACAUUUUCCUCACAGGAAGAGGACCCAAAGUCUGGGAAACCACAAACUUCCGUCCCAACGCCCAUCAACUGCAUCACCUACUAUUGAAAUGUCUCGACGUGUCAGAGACACCAUCAGCACUGUCAAAGCGCUCCAGCAAAAAAUCAAAAUGAUGACAGAACAAAAUAUCACAGCAGGGGUGAUAACAAAUCAGCAAGGAGCUCUUUAUAGGGAUGAUCAUUCAAUUCACUUUGGCAACAACACAUUAAUGGUGGAACCAAAUGUUUUUAGCAGUAACACAAGCACAACUCCCUUUAACAUCAGCCAGCUGCUCACACCUUUGGUCCAUGCACAUCAGGAAACAGAGACAUCAGCUUUCCAGCAGUUUGAAGUUUCCCCUCAACCAGUGGAGCAUGCUCCAGUGAGAGCUGAAAGCAGGGGAGCCACUCCCGAUGUCAGGAUGUCCAGCUACAAAUCUCGAGCCACAAGCCUACUCUUCAACCUCAAAGACAACAGGAAGAGAGUAAAAAGCACCUACAGUCCCACCAAAUUUAAAGGCUUGGAUACAGUGGAUAAAAGCAAACAGUCUUCAGUACAGGAGACAAAAGAAACUGUUAUAGAUAUCCCUAAUUUUCCUGGUCCAGAUAUGCAGUUUCUUCAGCUAGAAGAGUCCAAAAGGACAAAUGCCGCUGUAAACCAGUAUUACAGCCCUGGACAGUCACUUACUACUCAUAACUGUCAACCUGCAAGACUAAAUACAGGCCAAUAUCCAGAAAACACUGCAAAUGAUUACCAGGCAGUUCAGAUGCAAGGUCAGACAGUUCAUCACUCGGGGUUCAGUGGCUUCAUGCCUGAAAAUUACACUAGCAAUCAGCUGGCUAAUGGACAGAAUCCCCAUGAAUAUUUAGUAUCAUUUACUCCCUAUAAGCAAGGUGUGAUAGAAAAUGAUGGAACUUUGGGAGGACCUAAACAGCCUUAUGUGACUAUGAACACAGCAAAGCAAAAUGCUGACAACAAUCAAAGCAGAGAAUAUUUAAUAAGCAACACAAAUUCUGAACAAGCUUUUAAUGAAACAGUGGGAAGCAUAUUCACAAAGGUGGAUAGAUAUGAGCAGCUCAGUGUUAACAAGCAUGAAUAUAAUGUUUCCUUACAGGAUAAGUGUAGACAAACAAUCCGCCAAGACAAAGAAAAACUCAUAAUGAAAGCAGUUGUCUCUCCAUCAGAUCAAGAGACAGCUCCUUCACUGGAAAGGUUGAGAAAAGAAUAUCUGCCAAGUCAAAAUAAAGAACUUGAGAAAUUAGAGUUGAGGGAGAGUUUUAGUUUUGGGGCAUCUUGUCAUAACAUGGCUGGUUUGAUCAAAACAAAUAGUUCCUACCAAUUGCAGGGCCAGCAAGGACAAAAGGAAAAUGGAUUAAAAGAUGUUAAUUUAACAUAUAGUGAUGAUGACUACAGAAGAAAACACGAGCUUUAUUCCACAACAGAUAAGAUACAAAAAACAGGUCAGAUAAAACAAUAUAUGCCAUUCUCAAAGGCAUGCGAGAUGCAACAUUUACAGCAAAUAGAAGCUAAACCACAAAUUGAAAAUGAUAUUCAGAAAAAUUCUUUAUCUAAUCCAGACCAUGUACUUGUCCCCACAAUGACACACCAGGUCAAGGAUAGACAGCUCAGUGACGUCAAGGGUGAACAGCUCAUGGCAGAACAAAGAAAAGCCCAACACACUCCAGUCGAUCUGGCAAAAGCUCAGCUGAGGGCUCAAGUAGAGCAGCCGACAGCAGAAUCAGCUGGGUUAAUGUUAGCAGCACAGGUUGAUUCAGAGAAAAUCAAAACAGAAGACUCCGAAUCAGAGCUGCCGAAGCUGGAGACUGUGAGACAAGCCAAAGAAGAGCACAUUAAAGAGGAGAAAAAGAUAAGAGAACAGACUGAAAAAUCAAGAGAAAAACAACCAGAACAGGCCAGAGAGGAACAGACUAAAGUUGAGGCAACCAACUUAACAUAUAAGAAAACAAAUAUUAAAGAGAAAGAAAAGGAAAAGAAAAUCCAUGUACUUGACAUGACAGAGAAUCAGCGUAAGCAGGUCAAAGCUGAACAAGCUGAAACAGAGAAAUCUAUAGAAGAACACAUAAAAACUAAUUUAGAAAAGACUGAGCCAUCUGGGCCAGAAAGAAUAAAGCAACAUAAAAAUGAACAGGCCACAGAUAAAAGGAACACUACAGAGCAAGUUGAUGAAGAACAGUUGAGGGCAGAACAAUUUGAAGGAGAGCCAGAACAAAUCAGGACCAAAAAGGUUAAUGUAGAACAGGCUGGAACAGAACAUGGAAAAGCAGAACAAAGAGACGAGAUAAGACAGACACAAAGCAACCCAAAACAUAUGAAAACAGAGGAAGUUGAAUUGGGGGAUGUCAAGACAGUGAACAUUAAAACUGAGGAUGACAGACAAGCUAAGACUGAGAAAGAUUCAAUUCACAUAGCACUAGUAAAUGCAGAUAAGCCUGCAACACAGAUAUCUACAACCAGAGAUACAACACUUGAAGAGAGAAGAGCACAAGAGGCUGACAAAAAGUUGGAGAAAACCAAAUUAGAGAAAACUAAAGCAGAACUAUCCAAAACAGAAAACCUGCUGGAGAGGUCAGCUAAACUCACAGCUAAGUUAGCAGCAACACAACAGGUCAGAAGUGAACCAGAUAAAGUUGAGCAAGUUAAGACAGAGUUAGCUAAAGCAAAAGCAGAGUUAGCCAAAAUAAAGGAGAAAAUGAAAGACAAACAAAAAGAGAAAGUCAAAACUAAUCUGGUCUUAAAAGAGAAUGACACUUCAAAUGACAGUGUUCCUGUAAGGACGCAUCUGGAUAAAAACAACAAACAGGAGCUUGCAGUGCAAAUUCAAACUGAUAGAGUGGCUGAUGAUUAUGACAAACUCAGAGAAAAAUAUGGUUUUACUAGUUCAGUAUCAUUAGGUAAUAAAGUGUCAACCACAGAAAGUGGUCCUUUAAAUGAUGCCAGUAAAACAAAAGUUACACCUACUGAUAAAGUUGAGGAAGAAAAUGAGAAAUUAAAAGAUGGACAUGGUCCUACAAGUCCAUCUAUGAUAGCUAACAAAGAUAGUAAGGACAAAGUUAGUAGCUUUAAAGACAGCGAGGUGACAGAAAGUCCACGUGUUUACAGUGAAUCAUCUAAAGAAUUAAAGUUAUCCAGUGUUAGCUCUUUUCCUACUAGCAGUAAAAGAGCUAAUGAAGGCAGUGUUGCUGACAAACAUAAAAAUGACAGUGUUGAAAAAUGUGACUCUUUCAAAGAUGCUGUUUCACAACAAAGAGAUCCUGAUUUGGGUAACCUGCACCCCACUGAAAUAAAAUCUAAGUCAACUGAGCACAGUGCAGAUCCAGAGAAACAUCUGCAUGUUACCCCACCCAGAGUUUUGCCCCAUAAAGAGAGAGCUCAGACCAAGCAGGAAAUCCUGACCUCUAAAAUCAAAGCGCAUGCUGAAAAAGAAAUUUCAGCUAUUAAAGAGAAGGGUUUUGCCCUACGAGAAGGUUUUAUAGGCAAAAGUUCUACCAAGCCGUUUGCAGGUCAGAAUUUUAACAUUCGACAGAGGCCGCCAUCAGAGGAAAUGUCUAAUAAGGGUGAAAGCACAGUGUCUAGUAGUCUUUCACUGAAGUACCAGAAAGAGCCACCAGGAGUACAAAUGGAACCAGCCAAGCUUGUUUCACCUCUUAGUUCUGCAACCAUACCAGUUAAGUCUGUAAUAACUACCACUCAGUUAGCAGACCAUUCAGAAAAGCCAAGGAAAUCUAACCAGACCAUGAGCACAACUGAUGGAUUAUUGGUACAGAAAGAACUUGGAACCAUAUCAGCAGUGCAAAAUAAAGAGCCGGCAUCAAAAGACAAUCAAGGAAAAGAGCAAGGAUAUCAUGGAGAAAUCUCUGGAAAACUGCAACAAGAACUUGACAAUAAUCAAGCAACUGACAGUGAGAUCAGGAAAAGGACUGAGGAUCCAACACAAGCUACACAUGUCAAAGCUGCAAGCUCGAAACCCUUUACCACAGAAAAGGCUGAAUGUAAAGAAGCAGCUUAUGAAGACUCAGCACCACUGAAUAUUGAAACUGGCCAGAGGGAAGCCUCUGAAGCUGAUAACAACUUGCAGAUCAUGGGUAUAAUGGUCACUGUACGAGAAAGGAAACCGUCUGUGAACAUUGAUCAGGGGAAUAACUGUACUAAAAAACAAAUUAAUGUAAUGGAUUGCAGUAAAUCAGAAUUAGAUCAGUGGAAUCUUAGCACAGGCCUAGAAGAAAAUACACCCACAAAGGUGGCUAGCUUUGUUAAAGAUAUGGUUGUACAGAAAACUGAUUCUACAAUAGGGGCAGAUCAGGCUCAAGUUGAGCAAAAUAAUCUUCCAGAAAGUUUUCAAAAAACUUCAGCUAUGGAGGCAACAACAAACAUGUCAGGUAGUGUGACAGAGAAAGAGACAAGUCUCCAGAGUUCAACUGUAAACGCAAAACCCAAAAGUGAGACACAACCAAAAUCACUUACCAAAGAUGUACCCUUAACAGCUGUUGGUGCUAAAGAUAAGGUUUUGGCUGACACUCAACCUGCUGUCUUCAAACAGGACACAGAAACAAAAGAAAACACAAAUAAAACAGAAAAAGAGAACUUGUCAAAAAGCACAGGGCAAGUGAAGAAAGAGGAGAAAGAUCAACAACAAAUGCAAACAGCAAACGUCAACGAGAAUUUUACUGCCAAGGUGGUCAACAGUGGAAGCCACAGCAAUAGAGCUCAAACUAUCAAACAAAACAUGUCAGUGAAAGAUGAUAUGACAGCUACUGGAAAUAAUUCCCAUUCCAGUAACAUAGAUGGCCGGAGUGCACCCCUACCAGAGGAAAAGAGGCAUGACUCCAUGAUUCCCUCCAUUACUUCAGCUGAGAAUGAAAACCAACAUGUGUCUUCAAAACUGAAAAAUAAACAAAGAUAUACUGAGAAUAACAGUCAAGAUGAUGACAAUGUUCAUAUUGACAGCAUUGCCAUCAGAGUUGUGCCAGCAGUAACUGACAAGGACAUCAAGAAAAUGUUCACCUCUGACAUGGACACUGACAAAAAACAUAAACUUGAUGUAGUAUAUGCUUGUGAAGAAAAAGCAAACUCAUUAAGCGAUGAACAUUGUUCCAAAGACUUGACUCCAGCAAAUAGUGAGCAGAUGAAAGAAAGUAUGGAAAAAAAAUUAGCUGUACAACAUGUGUUGUCCAGUGUAAGACAAUUGUCUGACUCAAACAAAAUAGGCAGUAAACAGAGUACCACAAACACAGCCAAUAAUGAAUCUGACAAUCAAAAGCCUGAAUCCAGUAUACAGACAGUGGAUGAAGACUACUUCCAAGUACAAAGGAUAACAGAAACACACAAUCAGUCACAUAACAAUACUAUAAUUGUUGGAGAUAAUGUUGCAGACACAUCAAAGGAAAGAGAACUUCAAGAGUUGCUACCAAACAAAACAGCUACCAGCAAUGAAUCAUGCAAAGAAGGCAAAAGUGAGACCUUUGGAUUCAGUGUGGAUCAAAGGGAUUGCAAAGAAGAUAAAGCAAGUCCGGCAAGCUGUCAAGAUGAGAACAGAAGAAAAAAUUUGGAAACAGAAGAUCCAACUCAAGAUUCAAAACUCAGUGAUGGCUCCUUGGAAAGAUGGAGUAAAAAUGGAAAAAAGGAGACUAGUCAACCUAACCAGAUCAGAAGAAAACAAACAGACACCCUGACAAGUUUGUCAGCAACAGAUAGACAGGGUUCAAGAAAUUCACACCCAACAAACACAAAUACAGUUGAAGAAAAAUCUGAACCCAAACUAAAAACAAAAGAAAGGGUUUCCACAAUACCUGAGAUAUCAGCAAUUGCAGACUAUGCCAGAUUAAAGGUAAUUGUUUCAGAUAACAAAGAGGUAAACCCAGUUCAGGAAUUCCCACCCAACAAAAAGGAAGGAUUCUUUCCACUAAUACAGACUCGUCAUAGCAGACGUCCUGUUUUCACUGUUGAUCCACAAGACCUGUCUGUGAAAGAGAAGAGUUUGUCAAAUAAGACAGAGUUGAGCAGCAAAGUGAAUAAAGAGUCCAAAGCACUAAUAUUUCCCAUCAUGGGUAAGGACCAUCAAAGAACUGGGAUGUUCAAGCUUGGAGACAAAGAAAAACAAGAGAAGAUGCCUCUAGAUGUCAAAAUGAAUGUAGAUAUAUUAGACAAUGCAGCAAAAUAUCCAGAUUACAAAGGCACAGACAAGUCAUCAACAGCUCAAACAGAAAUAGAUGGAGCUUGCUCCCAAAGAUCAGAUCAAGGUACUGUUCAGCGAAAUAAUCAUUCUUUGGAAGCAAAAUCUUCCUCCCCUGCAGCCAACAAGACAAAAAACAUAUCUGAAGGAUUUACAUAUUUUGUUAGAAAUUCCCCUCCACAUUCAACUUUAGGACAAAUGCAAUACAGAAAAGAAAACACAACACAUCUAAGGAAUGAUGAGAGGACUGAGCUGCAACAAGAGAAACACAUGGGGACUAAGACUGAGGGUGACAGGAAAGAACAAGUAAAUAAAGAAAGGCUCACUCCUCAGCAGGAAGAUAUCAAAACAAAGCAGCAUGAUAAAAGACAACUGGAGGAAGAGUACGCAUUUAGAAGUGAAAAGAAGCAAAAAGAAGAAAAAAUGAAAAUAAAGCAUAUAAUACAGGAAAGUAGAGCUUCGUUGGCUGAAGAAGAAAGGAAAGCCACUCAAAGAGAAGAGGAGAGGAGAACAAGAGAGCGUGAAGCUGUAGCUAUUAUGAUAAAGCAAAAGCGAGAAAACCAAAGACAAGUAGAAGGAAGAACAGGAGAAGAAAGAACAGCAAAACAGAGUGAGGAGGAAAGAUUUGAUCAAAAGUCAGAAAAAAUACAACCAAACAAAUGGAAAGAAGAAAUUAGACAUCAAAGAAGAGCAGCAGAGGAAGAGCAAAGAAAAGCUACACAAGAAGAACAACAGAGAAGAGAUGUAGAGGAACAAGAAAGAACUCCAGGAGAGCAACACAAAAAAGAUGCAGAGGAGCAGCAAAAGAGAGCUUCACAAGAAGAGCAAAUGAAUACAGCUGCAGUGGAGAAACAAAGAAAAGUUGCAGAGGAGCAACAGCAAAGAGCAACAGAGGAGCAAAGGAGAAAAUUUGCAGAGGAGCAACAAAGAAAAUCAGCAGAGAAGCACCAAAAAAAUGUUGCAGAGGAGGAGCUGAAAAGAGUAGCAGUGGAGCAACAGAGAAUAGCAGCAGAGAGGCAACAGAAAAGAGCUGCAGAAGAGUGGCAGAGAAAAGUUGCAGAGGAGCAACAUAGAAAAGCAGCAGAAGAGCAGCAAAAAAGAGCAGCAGAGGCGAAACAGCGAAAAGCAGAAGAGCAAAAGAGAAGAGCUGCAGAUGAGCAACAGAGAAAAGAUGCAGAGAAGCAACAGAGAAAAGUUUCAGAGGAACAACAGAUAAGAACUGCAGAGGAGAAACAGAGAAGAGCAGAAGAGGAGCAACAGCAAAGAGCUGCAGAGGAGCAUCAGAGAAAAGUUGCAGAAGAGCAACAGAGAAGAGCUGUAGAGGAACAUCAGAGAAAAGUUAUAGAGGAGCAACAAAGAAGAGCUGCAGAGGAGCAUCAGAGAAAAGUUGCAGAGGAGCAACAGCGAAGAGCUUCAGAGGAGGAUCAGAGAAAAGUUGCAAAAGAGCAACAGAGAAGAGAAGAGGAGCAACAGAGGAAAGUUGCAGAGGAGCAACAGAAAAGAGCUGCAGAGGAGCAUCAAAUAAAAGUUGCAGAGGAACAACAGAGAAGAGCUGAAGAGGAGAAACAGAGAAGGGCAGAAGAGGAGCAACAGCGAAGAGCUGCAGAGGAGCAUCAGAGAAAAGUUGCAGAGGAGCAACAGAGAAAAGUUGCAGAGGAGCAACAGCGAAGAGCUGCAGAGGAGCAUCAGAGAAAAGUUGCAAAGGAGCAACAGAGAAAAUUUGCAGAGAAGCAACAGCGAAGAACUGCAGAGGAGCAUCAGAGAAAAGUUGCAGAGGAGCAACAGCAAAGAGCAGAAGAGGAGCAACAAAGAAGAGCAGAAGAGGUGCAACAAAGGAAAGUUGCAGAGGAGCAACAGCGAAGAGCUGCAGAGAAGCUACAGCGAAGAGCAGCAGAGGAGAAACAGAGAAAAGUUGCAGAGGAGCAACAGAGAAGAGCAGAAGAGGAGCAACAAAGAAAAGAUGCAGAGGAGCAACAGCGAAGAGCUGCAGAGCAACAACAGAGAAAAGUUGCAGAGGAGCAACAGAGAAGAGCAGCAGAGAAGCUACAGCGAAGAGCUGCAGAGGAGAAACAGAGAAAAGUUGCAGAGGAGCAACAGAGAAGAGCAGAAGAGGAGCAAAAAAGAAAAGUUGCAGAGGAGCAACAGAUAAGAGCAGAAGAGGAGCAACAAAGGAAAGUUGCAGAAGAGCAACAGCAAAGAGCUGCAGAGCAACAACAGAGAAAAGUUUCAGAGGAGCAACAGCGAAGAGCUACAGAGGAGCAUCAGAGAAAAGUUGCAGAGGAGCAACAGAGAAGAGCAGCAGAGAAGCUACAGAAAAGAGCUGCAGAGGAGCAGCAGAGAAGAGCAGAAGAGGGACAACAGCGAAGAGCAGCAGAAGAGCACCAUAGAAAAGUUGCUGAGAUGCAACAUAGAAAAGUUGUAGUGGAGCAGCAGAGAGGAGGAACAGAAGAACAGCAGAGCAGAGCUGAAGAGGAGCAACAAAGAAGAGUUGCACAAGAGAAACUGAGAAAAGUUGCUGAAGAGCAACAGACAAAGGUCGCAGAGGAGCAAUAUAGAAAAGUAGCAGAGGAGCAACAGCAAAGAGCAGAAGAACAACAGAAAAAAAUUGCAAGGGAACAACAGAGGAAAGCUGCACAAAUUGAGGAGCAAAGGCAACUUAAAUUGAUCAAAGAUGCAAUGCUUACUGAUAUUGUGGAAGGAGCGAAAAGACUAUAUAGAGAACGGGAUGAAUCUUACAUUUCAGAGGACGAAACGGUCAUGCAGAUUCAGGAGCACAUAAAAGUGCAGGAGCACACUGACGAGCAGAAAAGAACAUAUAAACCACAUAUGAGAGAAAAAUGGACAAAAACUCGAAAUGAAGAAGAGGAAGAGAAAGAAGCUGCUGAAAGAAAGAAAAUCAUGAAACAAGAUGAAAAAGAAGCCAAAUAUGAGAGUACAAGACAACUUAAAGACAAGAGAAUAACACAAGAAUCAAUAGCUAACAGAGACAAUGAGAUCCAGGCUAAAAUGAAAGAUGAAAACUUUGCAUCUCAAAGAGAAAAGGCAAGAGCAGCUCAGAUGGAGAAGCAAAAAAGAGUGGCACAGAAGAUGGAUGGUCUCCAGUACUAUGCCAUUGCUGACACAGAGAGGAAACCAAGAGAAAGACAGCAAUUCUCUCCAUUACCUUCACAGCAAGGAAACAGCCCAUUAGAGCUUGAAUCAGCUGAUAAAUCAGCAUCACAUCCCAGGCCUUAUAGACUACCUGCAUCUCCAGCUCCAUCUCUUCCCCGUUCCAACACUUCUUCUCCUGCUUUAGGGGCAAAGCCCUCAAUGUUCAGAGUAAAGGAUAAUACUUUCAGAGGUUCUUCUCUUACCAAGUCAGUCAAACCAUGCUUCCACAAGAGCUUUGGGGAAGAUUUCAGGGUUGGUUCACCUUUGGACAAGUUUUCAGAUAGAGGAGAGGAUGAGCAGGAGAUAAUGAGACGCAGUGCUGGAACUCCUAUCCAUCCUGACACAGGCUCAAACCGAUUCACUGCUGUCAAUGAAUCCUUGACCCUCUCAACAGCAUCAUUACAGAACUACUCAACCUCCACUUCUCAUCACAGGCCCUAUUCCAGGAGAAGUAUUGUUAUGGAUGAAGAUGAAUCCCGCUCUGUCAUCAGCAACAUCUCAGAGGAUAUGGAGAGCAUUGCCACAAGUGUUGCAGAUCUGGCAGAUGUACGAGGCCUGACUGACUUUGACAGACCAGAGUCAGCCUGUAGCUUUAGCAGUGAUGUGUCUCGUUCUAUGGGUAAGCCUCCAGCAGUUCCACCAAAGAGUGAGAAAGCCUUGCGCAGGGCUCAGAGACUAACCUCUCGAAGGAUAAAGAAAGAGCUGUCCAAAGUUGCAGCAGGAAGCCCUACUGGAGUUGAGAAAGAAGUAUUGAAUGUUCCCUCCUCUUUCACUGAGGUAUGCUCGUCCAAACGCCAUGCUGUGGCUUCUCCUCACUUUUCCCCACCUGUCUCCCUUGCUCAUGCUCCAACACUGGGAUCUAGCAUGCCUUCCUCACAUGCAGAUUCCCAGUCAUCUUCACAAUGCUCUUUCCAUGCUUCCCCUCAUGCCACUGGUCCAAUCUCCCUUCCCAUUCCUGUGCAUCAUGCUGCCUCCACUGUUUCCCUCCCUGCUGUGUCUCCUUAUGCUUCUGGCUAUACUUCCCAACCUGCUACUCCUAAGACAGUUGCUCAUGUUCCCUCUUCUCCCACUCUCCAACAUGCCAAUCAUCCAAUUCCAGUGACACAGUACCAUGUAGAAUCAAGCCGGUAUCCCCAGUCCUACUCGCUGACCCAGCGCAAGGUUCUGCAAGACCUCGGUUCUGGUCAGUAUUUUGUAGUGGACCUGCCGGUUCAAGUCAAAACAAAGACUUUCUUUGAUCCUGAGACAGGAAAAUAUGUUCAGUUGAAUGUGCGUGAGUCCGGCCAGAGCAUCUCACAACCUCAGCCCCAGCAAACAUGCCCACAGCCUCAGCCCCAACCCCAAACACAGCCACCACAGCCACUCUCCCAAGCCUCUACAGCUGGCAAGCCUUUAAUGCUUUACCAAGGUUAUAACAGCUACCCUCAAAGCUACCAACAAGCAACUAUCAACCCUGUGCAGACUAACAAAUCAUCAGCUCCUAUGACUCUCAACCAGGAGCGACUGCCUCCAAGAACUGCUGAAGUAGAACAGAACUCUGAAGAGCAUUGCUACAGUCCAGAGAAAACACCAUACAUGGACACAGUUAAUAAUAUGAAAAAACCAUACAACCCAGCAUACAGCAUGCAAGACUCGUAUGAGUCUGAGGCAAACAGCCAGCUCGCAGGAAAUUCAGUUUCUGAAAAAGAUAACGCAGUUCCCUUACAAUAUCAGCCCAGAGACAUAAUUACCAUGAGUGAACUGGACGAUUUCAUGGAGGUAUCUGAUUGGUGAGAACAAAUACUGGUGUAAAUUAUGUCAUAAAAUAAAAAUAGCCAAUAUCAUACAAUGUAUGGAUCAUAAUGAGUCUUUUUCAGGGGAAAAUUGUUAUCUUUGUUUUGUAGGUUUUAAAAGUCCCUGUAACAUGCUCCUAAAUUGCUGCUGCUUUCUUUAGAGUUUGUGUUCUGUUCUUUAUUUAUUGUUUUUAAAUGUCACCAUUCCAUUUGACUUUUGAAUGUGCUAAGAUUUGUCUCCUGUAUUAACUGUAUCGUUAGCAUGUUGCAUCAUACUUACAAAUACCUUAUACAUCAAACAGCACCUGCCCAUAUCAAAAGUGCUUAGAUGCUUAAAAAAAAAGUUCUACGGAAACUGAAUAUCAUGUUUAGAUUUUCGUCUUCAUCUUGCUUGAGGUACCAAUCUCUUUGGCAAAAUUUAUUGCAUGAAAUAUUAAACCUAAAGUAUCACAGAUAUUUAAUGGUAUAAACCAUAGUUUGUGUAUUCAGGAAAUAUGUCAAAAUGAUCAGAUGGUGAUGUAAUUCUUGAUGUUUUAGUCCAUUUUGUAAAGUUGGAAAUUUGUGAGAAUGUUACUGUGUUGCUGUGAAACAGAGUAGUACAUGGACUUAUUCAAUAAAAACAUCCUUGAGUUAA
Melanotaenia boesemani (Boeseman's rainbowfish) is the source of this 11846-nucleotide messenger RNA. It is a transcript of the gene c16h10orf71, whose product is annotated as titin homolog. Gene Ontology annotation, biological process: positive regulation of calcineurin-NFAT signaling cascade. Gene Ontology annotation, cellular component: Z disc. Lineage: Eukaryota; Metazoa; Chordata; Actinopteri; Atheriniformes; Melanotaeniidae. The transcript has a single exon. Bases 171 to 11213 code for a protein of 3680 amino acids. The record is from RefSeq and is a predicted model, not a curated record.